AUUCCUUGUCUCCAGCCCCUUUUUUCCAUUCUCGCGCCUCUGAAGAAAAACCCUAGCAACCGCCAUUUGCAAAGACGACGGAGGUGAGAGAAAGACGACGCUGCCGCUAAAAAUAAACUUGCACUAAACUUUCACCUUCUUUCUCUCACCUCAUUCUGUUUCCUCUUCUCCGUCGCCUCCGAUCCAAAACCUAAGCUCAGAUUUCAUAAGUGAUGGCGACACCAGCUCCAGCACAAGAUCAGUCUACCUUAGCUGCCGCUGAAGUUCCUGCUGAAGUUGUUGGUAAUGCAUUUGCUCAGCAAUACUACCUCAUUAUGCAUCAGUCGCCCGAGCUUGUUCACCGAUUCUACCAGGAUGUAAGCAAGCUUGGCCGUCCUGAUGAGAGUGGCGUCAUCACUACCACAACAACUAUGCAUGCCAUAAAUGAGAAGAUACUUUCACUUGGUUAUGGGGAAUUUAGAGCUGAAAUCAGUUCAAUUGAUUCACAAGAAUCAUAUAAUGGAGGAGUGCUUGUCCUUGUGACUGGUUAUUUGACUAGAGAUGACAAUUUGCGUCAGAAAUUUACUCAAAGUUUCUUCUUGGCGCCUCAAGACAAAGGCUAUUUUGUUUUGAAUGAUGUAUUCCGAUAUGUCGAUGAUGCAAAGCAGCAUAAUGGAAAUGUUGAAGCUCCAAUCCCUCCUGGCUAUGACCCUUCGUACGUACAAGAAAAUCAAGUUUCUGAGCAAACAGCUGUGCUAUCUGAGGAAGCCAUUGAGGAGGAAGUGUGUGAUCCUUCUGAGAUAGGGGAUGGUUUGGUUGAAGAAGAGGAAAUACCGGUGCCUGAAGUUGUUGAUGAAAUUCCAGAUGAUUUGGAGAUGGUGGUUGAUCCACAAAUGGUGGCUGAAUCUGAUUUGAAACUUGAAGAGGUGCCAAAGAAGUCAUAUGCGUCCAUUGUCAAAGUUAUGAAGGAGAAUGCGGCACCUUUUGCAAGCCCUUCGCCGUCUCCUCUAAAAUCUGUGCCUAAGAGCCAAGAACAAGUCACUGUUGCAGCACCUCCUUUGGUGACACCUGAAAUGCAUGUGUCCACCUCAAAUGCUUCUGAAAAUGGCAAUGUCCAGGAGAGUGAAGGGUAUGGUCCUUCCAUCUAUGUGAAAGGUCUACCCUUGGAUGCUACACCUUCCCUCCUUGAGGACGAGUUUAAGAAGUUUGGACCUAUUAGGUCUGGUGGUAUUCAAGUUAAAUGCCAAAAGGGAUUUUGCUUCGGAUUUGUGGAGUUUGAAAUGGCAAGUGCUGUGCAAAGUGCUAUGGAGGCUUCUCCUGUUAUGAUUCAUGGAUGCCGGGUUGUUGUCGAGGAAAAAAGAUCUACUUCGCGAGGGAAUCAUAGGGGACGGUUUUCAUCUGGAUCAGGAGCCGGUUACAGAAACGACGGAGUGAGAGGACGUGGAAAUUUUGGAGGGGGCAGAGCCUAUGGGCGGGGUGAUUUUGGUAACAGGACAGAGUAUGGAAAUAGGAAUGGCAACCGUGGUGGGUUUUCAAACCGUGGAGGUGAUGGAUAUAAUAGGAGGCCUGAUAAGAUGGGGAACAAUGGUAGCCGUGCAAACCGUGCUGGUGGGCUGGGUCUUAAUGCUGCAGCUAAGGUUACAGCACCUCAGGUAUCUGCUACAGCUUGAAGAUGUAUGAAGAUGGUUUGAAAGUGAUUAAAGAUAGUUUUGUGUUGAUUAGUGUAGUGAUUUAUCAGAGUGGUUUUACUAGCAUUAGGAGAUAAUAUACUUCUACAGGUGAGGAAGGUUCCCGAGAUUAUUGCCAAGGGCUUUCUUCCCCAGUCCCAUUUUCCUCCAUAAUGAGUAGAGACUGUGCCUUCAUUUUAGCCUGAUCUUCAUUAUGAAAAUAUUAUAUGGGCGUUUUUGCUCUUUUACAGUUUAAUUAUGUUCCUAAUCGUAUGCUUUGGAUAA
This is a messenger RNA of Mercurialis annua (annual mercury), 1931 nucleotides long. RefSeq names its product nuclear transport factor 2. Gene Ontology annotation, molecular function: mRNA binding. The record is from RefSeq and is a predicted model, not a curated record. Gene Ontology annotation, cellular component: cytosol; ribonucleoprotein complex. The transcript is spliced from 10 exons. Bases 213 to 1649 code for a protein of 478 amino acids. NCBI's taxonomy places the organism in Eukaryota, Viridiplantae, Streptophyta, Magnoliopsida, Malpighiales, Euphorbiaceae.